GUUGACUGGAUGGGCAAAUUUAAGAAAUUAGUAAACAAAGAGUAAUGACGAAUUUUCUUUUUAUAAAAUGUCCUGCGAAAUUCGUGUGACAGCAUGUAUACAAGAAAUUAAUAAAAUAAGGAAAUGUUUAUUCCCAACUGAUGACCAAAGAGGUACUGACAGCUGGCUUCAAUCUUGUAAACUAUCUGCAUGCCCUACUGGGGAUUUGCUUGUUAUUGCAAAUGAAAGAAAAAUUGUGGUUCUUACUCCAAAAUGGGAUCCUCAAUCCUCCCUGAAUCUCUUUCAAAUAUCUUACUCAGGACCCAUCCAUGACUAUGAUAAAGUAAAAGCUGUUUUAUGUUUACCUGUUGUAGGCCAAAAUGGUAACACUAGUUUAGGUCCUGAAUGGACAUGUAUUGUGAUAGGAUUUGAUUCCGGACAUGUAAGAUUUUACUCUGAGAAUUGUGAAUUGUUAUUUGAAGAACAAUUUCAUGCUGAAAAUAUAACAACCAUAAAAUGUAGAUCCCAACAUAAUCCAAGACCUGAUUUAUCACCAUAUCUACACCCAGAAGAAAUAUAUGUGCAAUACCAAAGUAAUUUAUGUGUGCUCAAUGGUAUCCAGUUGAUCCAAACUUUAAGAAGUUGCCGUAACCAACCAAAAAAUCAGGAUAUUCCUCCUUUAGUUCCUAAAAAAUGGGGUUUUCAAGAUCAAUCUGUUAUUAAUGAUAGUGUUGUAGUAGGAUUAAAUCUCUCCAACACAUUUGAUCAUCUGUUGACAGCUUCAACUUGUGGAGGUUUUCAUUCAAAAUACAGGGCUGUACCUCCAAACAAUACAUUGGUUGUUGCAGCUGGUUCUAAACCUUUUUUAGGGUACCACUAUGCAUUAGAAGGAGGAGGGCAGCCUGUUCUAAGUGAUGUUGCUAAAGCUGUAGCUAAUAAGUUAAAAAAUACCUUGCCGAGCUGGUUAACUGGAAACAAAUUUGUUCAAGAAAAGCAAGUAUCUGUAGCAGUGCAGCCUGCCGAUGCCAUGGGAUGUAGAUUUGGACUAUGUGACCUUAGACGCACAUCCUCUGAGAUAAUUCUAUCUCCAGAUCAUAAGUUGGCUGCGGUUUGUGAUAGUUUAGGCCGUAUUUUACUGGUAGAUACUUUCAAAGGAAUAGUCCUUAGAAUGUUUAAGGGCUAUAGAGACGCCCAAUGCUCAUUUAUUCAAGUCGCAGAUGAAAGGAAAUCAAAACAUAGAUUAGGCAAUAAGGUAGCUCAUUUUUUGGUGAUUUAUUCUCCCAAAAAAGGAACUUUAGAAAUAUUUUCUGUGCAACAAGGAACUAGAAUAUCAAUAUUUACAGCCUCCAAGUACAGUAGGUUGUUAUAUAUUAAUUAUGGUUUAGUAGGUUUCAGUAAUACUUCUAAAAGCAAAUUUAUUUGCCAGUAUACGACUUUGUUCAUUGAUAAUGAUGGACAGGUAAAAGAGUUUUCUGUGCCGUUCCACUUUGCUCUUGCUGAAAAGAACAAUAAGAGAGCCAGAGAUAUACAUUUAUACAAAAAAUUCCGACAUCUACUAAAAUCUGAGUUAGUAGAUAAUGACAGGCUGUUAAACGAGUCAUUAAACACUUGUACUGAACUAAAAACUAUAGAAGGGAAGACUCAGAUGGUGGAAAUGCUAUUGGGAAAUAAAAAUGUGCCUCCUGAAGUAAGUCUUUGUUGUGUCCAGUAUUUUGUAAAUGAAUUAGAAAGUGAAGAAUCGCUUAAUUUAAAAAUUUUGUGCCAAAAUGCUAGUCUUUUAUUAGAAUUAUUUUUGUUCAUCACGAAUCCCGUAGACAUUGAAGCGGAAAACGGAAACGAAUCACAUAAUGAAUUUUCCUUGAACAUAGAUGUAAAAGAAAUGAAAAAUUUGCAAAAAUUACUAGACCUAAGUAUUGUUAAUGACAAUGUUAAUCUUCCAGAAGUACAUGUCAAAUUUACUGAUGGUUUAAAAUUCUUCCCUUCAGAAUUCAUCUCUGUUUUUGACUGUUCCAAGCCAGAUAUUGUCAGUCUUAAACCAAAUCUGGACGACGAUUUGAAAUUCAAAGCGUCGGAAAUUAUUUUCAAGCCCUAUAUUUUAGGAACAAUGAAAAAUAUUUCCGAACUACAAACAAAAUUAACAAACUUAAAAAUAUCAACCAAGAAUCUUUUUGAUUUACUAGUCAAUUAUUGGGUCAAUAGGUCCCUGCAUAUCAACCUAAAUCUAGAAAAAGAAAUUCAAAAACUAGCAGAUAUUAUGUACGCGUUCGUAAAAAUAUCCAAAGAAGACGUGAAUCCAGAAUACGGGGAGAAAUCCAAGUUCUGGUGUCAAAUCAGAGACGUUCUGGCCAAUUCCGCACGUCCUUUUCCGGCUCUUAUGGCCGCCAUUUUGUGUAAAAACGUUGCCCAUAAGUUUGAAAUGGAAGUGCAAUUAGAGGAGUCAGGAACGAGUUUGGAUGAUAUGGAUAUGGAAGUUUUGUCCCAAGAGAAUGUUGCAUGGUCUCUGCUGAUAGGUAAGCUUGAAGACAUUUCACUUCUGAACAUAAUCAUGUCGACCAAACCUCCACCAGUUGAGAAUUCUUUGCCAACAUUGAAACCAGAGGAGGUUCAUAUUAGUCUCAAAUACGUUCUACAAAAAGGUAAAGGAUCCGUAAGCGAAUUAGUUGCCCAGUGGCUGACGAGAGUUGGAGUGAAUCCCCAAUGUAUUUUAUCCCAUGAGGAUCAAGAUAGAAACAAAGAAAAUGAUCAAGAGAAUACUGCCGUCAAUGCUGGAAAUCCUGUUGCAGAAGUGAAACUAUUUGAACAUCUGAGCUUACUGCGAAGACAAUUUCCUUAUAGUGUCGAAGCCAACUGCAUUUUGACGAACAUGUCUUGGGAGUAUGCUACAGCUUGGCAGAAGGAUAUGCAGAACCUAAAUCUUUUGCAAGCUGCCAUAAGUUGUUUAAAUUGUGUUACAAAUAUUCAUAUGAAGCAAGGUCUUUAUCAACUUCUUUGGAACACACACUUAAAAAUUGUAAGUGAAAGUGCCUGCAAAUUGAUAAACAAAGUUGGAAAACUGCCCAAAGAACGUCUUUGCCGACAAGAUACUGGUUUAACUGACUACCAAAUGUCUGUAUUCCUAAGCUUGUCAACAGAAUUUCUCGAUUCCUUCAUGGAAACUGUUAAAGAUACUGACAAUAUUCCAAAACCCGUUCUGAACUAUGAAAAUAUAUGGGAUAACGGAGGAAAACCUUUGGUAGAGCUAGCGGUACAACAGAAAAUUGUAAAUUUCGAGUUGCUACAUUUGCACUACCAAUUAAGUUUGAUCUUGUUGAUGAUCACUACGUUCUCUAUUAAGCAUUCCAAACCCAUUAACAAUCUUUUUGAAGCUUCUGUUGUUAAUGUAUUUUUCACUGACCUACAGAAAAAGGUUCAAAUAUCCUGCAACAGAUCAGAUAUAAGACUAAAUUUAUCCAGAACACAGUUUCUCUUUAAAAUAAUAUCGGCAACGCUAGAAACUAUCACAGUUAACGAAUCAGGUAAAAUAUACUUCACCGAUCACGUACAAUGGAUGGCUAAGUGUAUCAAUUUGGGGAAACUCUGGAACCUGGACGUUGAUGAACUGCGUAGGUACCAGAUCGUUCAACUUUAUUCCAAUGGUUAUGACAGCAUAGCUCAAGAACUUAUUCCAGCUGUGAAUGAAGCAAAAGAGCUGGGAAAGUGCCUUCUGAUCGUUGCUGCCAAAAGGCUCUCUCAGUUUUUGGUGUCUUCACCACAACUUAGUGAAAACAUCGGUGCUCUUAGCACCGUUCUCACUAAUUAUAUGGAAACUUUGAAUGACGAAUGGUGCGCGCCAAGUCCGUUGAAGGACAUAACGUUACUGGCAACUCAUACAAUACAUUGUUUGAUCGAAGAAGACAAUGAAUACAAGUUGGCAUCACUGUUACUGGAAUCGUGUAAAACAUUGGAAGAUUUGCAAUGAUAGACAACCUUGUUACAUUUUAAAAAUUUAUUUUAUUGUUAAAUUUACAAAAUAGCAUUUACAAAAUAUCUGUAACUAAAAAUAUACAAGGGCAAUAUUGUUUAUAAUUUUUAUGAA
Molecule: messenger RNA, 4054 nt
Organism: Diabrotica balteata
Lineage: Eukaryota; Metazoa; Arthropoda; Insecta; Coleoptera; Chrysomelidae
Source: the annotation of a GenBank genome assembly